AUGGUUCCUCCAUCUCACCCGGGCUAUGCCAACUUUUGCUAUGAUUUCAGCACUGUUCGUUCCAGGGCUGGUCAGCAGUUAAAUGCUGCCUUGGACUUGGCCCUCAAGAUACCUCUGGAUCCUCCUGAUAACUUGACCAUGUCGGUGGAAGCUAUCCAUGAAGUCAUGAGAACCUGCAAUCGUCUCAUUCAAGAAGAUUUGAAAUCAAAAAAUCCACAAAUCUGCAAGACAUACAUUAGAGCUUGCCAGGAAGCUGUGAAACGUCAACCUGACAGUGGGUCCGACAUGAUCAGCUUAGCGGCAUCCUACUGCCUUUCAGGAAACAAUUUGGAGGGGGCUCGUAGCUACCGUCGUGCAUUGGGCAUGCCAAGACAAGACUUUGAUGUUGCACGUCAAACCACAAAUCUGAUUUUGGCACAGCUCCAAUGUCCCAAUAUGCCGCUUGAAGAUCAUCAUGUUGUUCGCUGUACUGACACUGAAGUGAUCUCCAUUCUCAACAACGACAUGGAGAAAUGGCUCAUGAGCGGCAAAGUGGUGAAUCAAGAAACUCAGUCCAUGGAAAAAUUUGUUUAUAUGGCCGCAGAAGAAGGGGGUGAUCUGAUUAAGCACAAAAUGCCAUCCUCUCCCAAUGAUCCCAAGUACUUUCCUGAGGAGUUCUUGAAGAAAGUCCAGCCCUAG
Seminavis robusta is the source of this 678-nucleotide messenger RNA. The record is from the annotation of a GenBank genome assembly. Lineage: Eukaryota; Bacillariophyta; Bacillariophyceae; Naviculales; Naviculaceae.